Molecule: messenger RNA, 3671 nt
Organism: Fusarium verticillioides 7600
Lineage: Eukaryota; Fungi; Ascomycota; Sordariomycetes; Hypocreales; Nectriaceae
Product: T-complex protein 1 subunit delta
Exons: 4
Coding region: 1918-3531 (537 amino acids)
Biological process (GO): protein folding
Cellular component (GO): chaperonin-containing T-complex
Molecular function (GO): ATP hydrolysis activity; ATP binding; ATP-dependent protein folding chaperone
Source: RefSeq, a predicted model, not a curated record
UGAACUUGAGGUUACCCUUGAUGACUUUGUCAACUGCACUGAGGAAAUCCUUCUCGGAUGCAACCUUUCUCCUUGCGCGAAUGGCAUACAUGCCGGCCUCGGUGCAAACACUACGCAGCUCAGCACCAGUUGCGUUGGGGCAGAGACGAGAGAUGAGCUCCCAUCGGAUGUCCCGCUCAACCGACAUGGAUUUAGCGUGGAUGCGCAGAAUGUUAGCUCGGCCCUCGAGGUCGGGCAGUGAGAACUCGAUCUUUCGAUCGAUACGGCCGGGUCGCAUGAGCGCAGGGUCCAAUGUAGAGGGUCUGUUGGUGGCAAACAUAACCUUGAUGUUUCCACGAGCAUCGAAACCAUCAAGCUGCGUAAUAAGCUCCAGCAUCGUUCGCUGAACCUCGUUGUCUCCACCAGCACCAUCGUCAAAUCGAGCACCACCGAUGGCGUCGAUCUCGUCGAAGAAAAUGAUGCAUGCCUUCUUUGUACGGGCCAUCUCGAAAAGCUCCCGAACCAUCCUUGCGCCCUCGCCGACAUAUUUCUGAACCAGCUCACUACCAAUAACUCGGAUAAAGGUGGCGUCUGUUCGGUUGGCAACAGCUCGGGCGCAGAGGGUCUUUCCGGUUCCAGGAGGACCAUAGAGGAGGGCACCCUUGGGAGGAUCGAUACCGAGGUUGACGAAGCGCUCAGGAGACAGUAGAGGCAUUUCGACAACUUCCCGUAGCUUCUCAACCUGCUCCUUACAACCACCAACAUCGCCGUAAGUGACAUCGGGCUUCUCCUCCACCGUCAUCAUUGUAACGCUCGCAUCAAUUUUGGGCGGUAGGGGAAGCAUAAUUUGGUACUUGUUCCUGUCGACACCCACGCGCAUGCCUUCUUCGAUGUCGGUAGGACUGACGCGCUCUCCAAGCUGGACAACGAAUUUUGCGAUUUGUUUGACGUUGAUCACAUAUUUGCUCUUGGCCUCGUCGCCCUUCUCGUCAGCUAUGAUUUUCGUGCAACGUGCCACCUGGAAAGGUUGCUCUUCAGACAUUCGCUGACGGUCGGCGGCGACAUCCCAUAGAUGGGGGGGCGCGAGUCCUGUGUCGGAUUCCUAUUCAUGUUAAAAGUCUGUCCUACAUUCGCAGAAUUCCCGCCCAACCUUGACGCCGAUCUUCUCAUCGACACUUUGUUGCUUCUCCUUGAUCUGCUUCUCGAGCUUCUUGAUAGAUGUACCAUAAGGCGCGGCGCCGUAUGUCUUGAGAACCUGAAUAUCCCUGACGCUGGUGUUAGCGUACUAAUCGCACUCUCAUUUCUAGGAGGGCAUUCGUACUCGUCUGUUAGAGGUGUGAUCUUCUUCUCUUCUACCUCAUCGUCGGCAAAGUUCUUCUGGUACUUCUCCCAGUUGGAGCCGGUUGCGGAAGGCUGUUGCUGGCUGUCAGUAUGGGAUAGGACACAACGAAGCUUGUAUGCCUGCACUGGGACUGACCAUGAUGAGGACCGCGGCUCUCCAAUCUUAUAAUAGUGUUUCGAGGGUUUUAUAUGAGGGCUCUGUAUUUACGAAGGCACUGGUGGAUAAACUAUGAUCAAAGAGAGUCGAAUUGUUGCUGGUGUGGUCGUGAUUGUUUGGGGUUGGAGGUGUCACAGAAUGCCUUCCGUAAUCUGUGAGUUGCCUUGAGCGAGCUUGGAGCACGGACCCACGUAAUAGUGCCGCUGGAGCCAAAAGCAGACUAGGACGCUCAGAGUUAGCUCAAGGAACCCGUCGGAGCUGGAUGAUCUCUAACCCCGAUCCAAAAUUUCUAGGUUGACAGACAAUUCCAUGGCCAGAGUAGGGCAGCCUAGGGGAGGUGGGACAUCUCCAAGAAGUCCAGUCGUGUUCCUACAAAGCCCCGCCAUCAACAUCACUUCUUUGCUUUGAGGACCUAGGGACCGCCAAAUUAUUAUCAAAACAUGUCUGCCCCUGCCGCAGCUCCAGCCCCUACAGCGGGAGGCUCUAGCAAUGCUACUUUCCGAGAUAAGGAGAAGCCCAUGGCGGUGCGCUCCUCGAACAUUGUCGCCGCUAGAGCUGUCGCGGACGCCAUCAGAACCUCUCUCGGUCCCCGAGGAAUGGACAAGAUGAUUCGAGGUGGAAAGGGCGAGACCAUUAUCACAAACGAUGGAAACACCAUGCUCAAGAGCAUGUCUGUCAUGCAUCCCACAGCAAAGAUGCUUGUCAACCUUUCUGGUGCCCAGGAUGUUGAGGCUGGUGAUGGUACAACAUCUGUUGUCGUUAUCUGCGGAAGUCUUCUUGGUGCUGCCGACCGACUUCUCUCCAAGGGCAUCCACCCUUCCGUCAUCUCCGAGUCCUUCCAACGAGCUGCCGCUGCUGCCGUCGAGGUCCUACACGAUAUGUCCCUCCCAAUCACUCUGAGCGAUACUUCCUCGUUACUGCAAGCUGCCAACACCUCGCUGUCGUCCAAGAUUGUCUCCCAAUACUCGAAUUUGCUUGGACCCAUGGCGGUGAACUCAGUCACUAAGACCAUCGACCUGAAGACCGCCGAUAACGUCGAUCUUAAGAACAUUCGAAUUGUCAAGCGAGUUGGUGGAACAAUUGAAGAUAGUGAACUUGUUGAUGGUCUCGUUCUCACCCAGCCUGUGCUCAAGAACGCUGGUGGUCCUGCCCGUAUGGAGAAGGCUCGAAUUGGUCUCAUCCAAUUCCAGCUGAGCCCCCCCAAGCCUGACAUGGAGAAUACUAUUCAGGUCAACGACUACCGACAGAUGGACAAGAUUGUUAAGGAGGAGCGAUUAUACCUCCUGAACAUGGCCAAGAAGAUUAAGAAGGCGAAGUGCAACGUUCUGUUCAUCCAAAAAUCCAUCUUGCGAGAUGCUGUCAACGAUCUAUCACUACACUUCCUGGCUAAGCUUGGUAUCCUUGCUGUCAAGGACAUCGAGCGCGACGAGGUCGAAUUCAUCUGCAAGUCAACUGGCUGCAAACCCAUCGCUGAUAUUGAUUCUUUCACCGAGGAUAAGCUGGGCUAUGCGGACCUGGUUGAGGAGGUUCAGUCGUCUGGAUCUCGCAUGGUCAAGGUAACAGGCACCAAGUCUGUCGGCAAGACCGUUUCCGUGGUUGUCCGAGGCGCCAACUCUCUGAUCCUUGAGGAGGCCGAGCGAAGUCUGCACGAUGCUCUUUGUGUGGUACGAUGCCUGGUGAAGAAGAAAGCUCUCAUCGCCGGUGGUGGUGCCCCUGAGAUUGAAAUUGCUGCACAGCUGUCCAAGCAAGCGCGUAGCUUGACAGGCACCGAGGCAAUCUGCUGGAAGGCUUUUGCGGAUGCCCUCGAGGUGAUUCCCACCACACUGGCCGAGAACGCCGGUCUCAACAGUAUCAAGGUGGUGACGGAGCUACGACACCGACACGAGAUGGGCGAGAAGAAUGCAGGAGUCAGUAUCAAGUCCGGAGGAGUCAACACCAAUAUUUCCAAGGAGAAUGUGUUGCAGCCUCUCCUUGUUAGCACAAGCGCGAUCGAGCUGGCGGCUGAGACAGUCAAGAUGAUUCUGAGGAUAGACGACAUUGCUUUGACCCGUUAGAGUGAGAUAUCCCCCCUGCAGCAUCUGCCUUGGGUUGUAUGAAAAUACCAAAAAUGGGUUCUGGAUCUGCCAAAAGCAUUGCAUUUUUUAGAAUAUGGUGAAUCCUAUAAUUCAUGCGUGGUGAUUGAUUGAGUUCCUCU